Molecule: messenger RNA, 674 nt
Organism: Drosophila serrata
Lineage: Eukaryota; Metazoa; Arthropoda; Insecta; Diptera; Drosophilidae
Product: nuclear envelope phosphatase-regulatory subunit 1 homolog pseudogene
Source: RefSeq, a predicted model, not a curated record
AAGGCCUUGAGAGUUACUCCAUUCCAGAUCUAGGCAAUUUCAGACAAGAUCUAUACAUUUUCUUCUAGCAUUUGUAAAAAUCUAGGAAAAUUUUCUACAAUGGAAUCUCUGCCUUAUGACGAUCUGAAGGCCUUUGAGCUACGCCUUCAAGAGGUGGUGGCCGGGCGUCGCCCAUCAAGGUUCAGCCAUCACAAGCUCCUAGCCAUCGUGGUCUUUGCCAUAUCCUUGGUCUUGUAUUUGGUUCCGAUGGCCCUCUGGAAGCAAACUGCCAUAUCUAUGGCCACCAUAAUCCUUAUAUUACCCUUUGGAUUGGACUAUUGGAAGCCGGAGUUGAGCCAGGAGGAGAUUACUAAGCAAACACGAUCGGUGUUAGAAGCCUUUGAUAUGAGUUGUGAUGACACCGGAAAACUGAUACUGAAGGCACCACGUAGCAGGACCCCAAGCACGCCAGGGGAAAGUCCUUAAUUUAAGCAUCUAAGCUUAAAAAAUUUGUACACUUUUAAAAUUAUACAAGACAAAGAGGUUUAUGGAGUACAGAAGCUGCUCUCCUUAAGGAUGUCGCUUUAAUUUAAAUUUGUAAAUCUCUAAAGUAACCUAAAAUAUAGCCGAAGAAUAGAAGCGGACAAAUAUAAGCUACAAUUUAAUAGAAAAUAAAUAUAACAAAGCAUAUCCAG